GGGCAGGAGCCAUUUCUCUGACGAAUGCAAAACUCAUCCAAUAAUGCACUCCGAGGCAGGGUCCCGCCUUUCUUUUUUUUUCCGGUCUCUUUAUGUUUUCUAACCCUUUCUAUCGUCCUUCCAUAGCAUCGCUUACACACACAUAAACAUCCAAACCUCGGCAUCAUCACAGUAAACCAAACGAGUCAAUUAAAAACAAUGGCAACAUCCAUAUCUUCAACGCCCACACCACGCCGUUCCACCACCCUGCCACAUCUCCAGCAACACCAGCCCCUCUCCCCAUUCCCGUCCCCGUCCCCGUCCUCAACAGACCUCAAAAACCUGACCCAAACGCUCGACAAGGCCCAUCGCUCACUCUCCAACGUGGCCACAAAACCCUUUCUGAACACUCAACAAGCACUCGAUCAGACCGCUAAUAACCUAAUCGCGACCGCGAGGAAUCUUUCGGAUGCGACUCAGAAUCUCGUUCGCGCACAGGUGAAUCUUGAGGCACUCAUAUGUGGGAUCAAGCACGCUCAGGAUUUCUUUCCGAAUGACAAUGACACAGACCGUUCGGCGUCGAUGGAGGUUAUAAACAAGAAUUGAAUAUGUAUGCCAUAUAUGUGAUAUGCCUGUGAAUGAGAAUUCUCUUCGAGGAGUCAACGCGCUAGAAUUAUCAACCAAUAAAACAAAAGAAGACAAGCUUUUUUUUA
Molecule: messenger RNA, 692 nt
Organism: Gamsiella multidivaricata
Lineage: Eukaryota; Fungi; Mortierellomycota; Mortierellomycetes; Mortierellales; Mortierellaceae
Exons: 1
Coding region: 199-585 (128 amino acids)
Source: RefSeq, a predicted model, not a curated record